AUGCGGGCGGCCAGCUCCUCUACUCAGCCCUCAUGGGCGAGUUUGUUGACAAUUGGUCUAGCAGGACUGGGUGCUGUCCAGGCUGUGGAUUUGGAUAUUGAAGAUGGAGAGUCUAUCAAAAAGGCAGCUAAGGAGAUUGCCACCAACAUGAUGACAUACUACACCGGUAUGAAUCCUGGGGAUAACCCAGGUAAUUUGCCUGAUCCAUACUACUGGUGGGAGGCUGGCGCAAUGUUCAACGCAUUGAUUGAUUACUGGUACUACACGGGCGACGAUACUUGGAACGACAUUACCAUUCAGGGUAUGACAUGGCAAGCUGGCGAGAAUGGCGCUUUUAUGCCCAACAACCAGAGUAAAACGGAAGGAAAUGACGACCAGGUGUUCUGGGCGUUUGCAGCAAUGUCAGCAGCUGAACGCAACUUCCCCAAUCCUCCGGACGACAAGCCCCAAUGGCUGGAGAUGGCCCAAGCAGUAUUCAACACCCAGGCCCCACGUUGGGACCCAUCCUCUUGUGGAGGGGGCCUGCGCUGGCAGAUCUUUACUUGGAACAAUGGCUACAACUAUAAGAACACCAUCUCCACAGGCGGUUUCUUCCACCUCGCCGCGCGCCUUGCGAAAUAUACCGGGAAUAGCACCUAUUCCGAUUGGGCCGAGAAGGCAUGGGAUUGGAUAUCUGACGUCGGCUUCAUGACCACAAACUAUCACUUCUGGGACGGAGCUAGUGAUUUGAACGAGUGUAAAGAGCUGAACAAGAUUGAGUGGACCUACAACAACGGGGUUUUCUUGCUUGGUGCGGCGAAUAUGUACAAUGCGACCGAAGAUCCCAAAUGGAAAGAUCGGCUGCAAAGAGUUCUCAACUCUACAGACAUAUUUUUCGCGACGACUCCGAAAAAUGUGAUGUAUGAGCGUGCUUGCGAGACGGUCAACACUUGCAUGGUCGACCAGCGAUCAUUCAAGGGCUAUCUCGCGCGAUGGAUGGCCUCUACCACUCAACUAGCUCCUUUCACCUUUGACCAGAUUAUGCCUAAAUUGAAAGCCUCAGGGCAAGCAGCCGCCAAAACCUGCACGGGAGGAGACCAGCAGACAUCAUGUGGUCUGAGAUGGACCGACCAAAAGUGGGACCAUACCAAGGAUUUCGGACAACAAAUGGCCGCACUGGAGGUUGUUCAGUCCAAUCUCAUCACACGCGUUGAUCCGCCAGUCACUAGCGAUAAUGGUGGUACCAGUAAAGGAAAUCCCAGUGCCGGUGGAAAGCCCCCAGAGCCAAAGCCAAAGGCUCUCUCCUACACCAUCACUACAGCAGACAGAGCCGGUGCCGGCAUCCUGACUGUGAUGAUGAUAAUCACCCUUGGUGGUUCAUGCGGCUGGUUGAUUUGGGAUUAG
Penicillium canariense is the source of this 1383-nucleotide messenger RNA. Its product is annotated as glycoside hydrolase family 76 protein. Gene Ontology annotation, molecular function: mannan endo-1,6-alpha-mannosidase activity. Lineage: Eukaryota; Fungi; Ascomycota; Eurotiomycetes; Eurotiales; Aspergillaceae. The transcript is spliced from 3 exons. Gene Ontology annotation, biological process: carbohydrate catabolic process; fungal-type cell wall biogenesis. The record is from RefSeq and is a predicted model, not a curated record. Bases 1 to 1383 code for a protein of 460 amino acids.